Pistacia vera is the source of this 737-nucleotide messenger RNA. RefSeq names its product late embryogenesis abundant protein 6. Gene Ontology annotation, biological process: embryo development ending in seed dormancy. The record is from RefSeq and is a predicted model, not a curated record. Lineage: Eukaryota; Viridiplantae; Streptophyta; Magnoliopsida; Sapindales; Anacardiaceae. The transcript has a single exon. The coding region runs from base 89 to 526 and encodes 145 amino acids.
CUGUGUUACUACCACUACUGCAUACAGUAAACUACUCAGGAAUCAUUUGCAAGUAAUUUACAAGAAGUUUUAACAGAGAGAUCAAAUAAUGCAUACAGUAAAGGAAAAAGUGAGCAACGCAGCCAGCUCCGGCAAGGCUCACGUCGACAUCUACAAAACCAAAGUAGAAGAGCAGGUGGAGCAAGCGGCAGCGAGGACAGAGGAAGAGAAGGAGAUAGCGCAUCAGCGUGGGAAGGCCAAAGAGGCUCAAGCGAAGAUGGAGUUACACCAGGCCAAGGCUGAGCAUACAGCUGAGAAGUUACGAGCCAAGCAGUCUCAUGUGCUCGGCUACGCCCAGCAUCAUCAUGACGACCCUUAUCUUGCAGCUACUCAUCAUGGGCAGAUGAAUGAGCCAGUGGUUGGGACGACCCACGGACACCACCAGCACCAUCCGGUUGGAAUCGCUGCUCCUGUGCCCGCAACCACUGCGCCUACUUAUCCUCUUGGUGGCAACCCUCCUCCUCCAGUGCAUAAGAAACAUUUCUAGUUAAACAAAUUUCGUUGCAGACAUGUUUGAGCCUAGCUACUUUGCUUUUGGAUUGGAAUUUUUGUUUGUAAUCUUGUAAGCAAGAACGUUUCUAAUUAAGAGUGUUUUAAUUUCAAAUAAUGUUUGGAAACAUAAUAUUUACAAUAUGAUACAGUUUCUAAGGUAUAUUUUUAAGUAUAGUUAAUUUCAUUCAAAUAUUAUAGAAUUUUUA